AUGAGUCUCGAAAAUGGCCAACACCAGGCUUCUUCCGACGUGGAGAGUAAAUGGGAACAAGACGUGCGCUUUAAGGAAUUAAGGACAAUCUUCUUCAGAUUAAACACUUUCUACACCUUUCUAAUGGCUCGCAAACAUGUUAUAAGUACAUUCGAUACACUGAGAAAACCAGUUGAAAAGGACAUCAAGCGGGAACUUGAGCCUCUGGACUUGGCGAAAAUCGCUUAUUUGCUGCCCAGAGAUGUGGUGUUUAAAUACGUGGAUGCCAACCAAUUCCACACGGAAACUAAACAAUUUGACUUCAAUAAUGGUGGGUUUCAACAAAAGAGCAGCGAUAUAUUCGAACUGAAACCAGAGUCGGCCAAUGAAGGCGAGGACAAUGGGUCCGAUGACCAGGUCUUGAUUUUUGAGUUUGUUGACGGAGACAUGUCACGAAAACUGUCUCGAGCAGAGUUCAAGACGCAGGUGAAAAUGCCGGAAUUCUCACCGGAGGCGAUGCGCAAGAUGAUCUCUCGCAGAAACGCUAUUUUCAAGACCAGUUUGAUGAAGUUUCUGCGACAUCAAAAAACUGAAGAAAAGGGCGGCGAUCCUUGGUUGUUUCUGGAAGCUGUAGCAUCGACGUUGGUGCCGCAAAAAAAGGAGUUUGCAGACCCCAUUGAAGCCAUGGUCAAAGCAAGAGGCGGCCAGGACCAAGCCCGGGUUCUUGUCGAUGCAGAAAAUAACUCCACAAGACUCACCAUGCCCAUACUUUUGAAAAAAUUGGAAAUGUCAGAACUCUAUAAUAACCAAAUCGUCAGCCAUAUGGUGUUGGAACAACGAUUUGCCAGCUUCAAAGAUCUGGACUUUGAAUUGGCACCUGAAGCGCUCAACGCAUUUGAACACAAGACUUUUUAUUCACAUCAAGCACAAGCCCUAAACGCUAUACACGCAGGUGAAAACGUCAUUAUCACUACAUCCACCUCAUCAGGCAAAUCGUUGAUCUAUCAAAUGUCGGCCAUUGACCAGUUGCUCAAAGACCCACUAUCCACUUUCAUGUACGUAUUUCCAACAAAGGCUUUGGCACAGGAUCAAAAGAGAGCUUUCCAAGUUUUGCUGUCUAGAAUACCACAACUGUCCCACGUAAUUGUAGACAAUUAUGAUGGAGACACAGAGGAGGACAAGCGUGGAUACAUUCGCAAAAAUGCAAGAGUUAUAUUUACCAACCCCGAUAUGAUUCACGUCAGCAUCUUGCCGAAUCAUCCCAACUGGCGCCAUUUUUUGAUGCAUUUGAAACUCGUUGUCGUGGAUGAGCUCCACAUGUACAAGGGACUAUUUGGCUCGCAUGUCGCCUUGGUACUACGACGGCUGGUGAGAUUGGUAAAUGGGUUUUAUGAUAAUCAUGAUGUCAAAUUUAUAUCGUGUUCAGCCACCCUGAAGCGACCUCUUGAGCAUAUGAGAGGAAUGUUCGGGAUGGAACAGGUAACACUCAUUGAGGAUGAUGGAUCUCCCAGGGGCGAGAAACAUCUUGUAGUUUGGAAUCCUCCUGUUCUUGCACAACAUGUUCGCAGAAGGGAGAACUUCAUCCAUGAAAGUGCCAAAAUUUUGGUACAGCUGAUUUUGGAAAAUGUGAGAACUAUCGCAUUUUGCUAUGUUCGUCGAGUUUGUGAACUACUGAUGAAGGAAGUUCGAACUAUUUUUCAAGAGAUGAAUAGAACGGAUCUGUUGAAUGAUGUUAUGUCAUACCGUGGUGGAUACUCUCCCUCAGAUAGACGCAAGAUUGAACAGGAGAUGUUUCACGGAAAUUUGAGAGCGGUAAUAUCAACGAAUGCGUUAGAACUAGGUAUCGACAUUGGUGGGCUGGAUGCAGUACUGAUGUGUGGCUUUCCAUUAUCGUUGGCAAACUUUCACCAACAAAGUGGUAGAGCUGGUAGAAGAAACAGAGAUUCUUUGACUCUUGUGGUAGCCGGCGACUCGCCUGUUGAUCAGCAUUACGUCGCUCACCCUGAGCUGCUAAAGGAUGGUGGCAAAGAGGCAUUUCAAGAACUUAUUUUGGAUUUUGAGAACGUUUUGGUUCUAGAAGGUCAUAUUCAAUGUGCGGCUUUCGAGCUUCCGAUUAUCAUUGAAAGAGACCAGGCUUAUUUUGGUAAAGACAUUUUGACAAAAACUUGUGAAGAGAGGCUGCAUCAGGACACCAACGGCUACCACACUCAUAACCGAUUUUUACCAUGGCCGGCAAAGCUGGUUAGUUUGAGAGGAUCUGAAGAAGAUCAAUUUGCAGUGGUAGACAUAACAAAUGGAAGAAAUAUUGUCAUUGAAGAAGUUGAAGCCUCUAGAACAAGUUUUACUCUUUACGAUGGUGGUAUCUUCGUUCACCAAGGAUACCCUUAUCUUGUCAAAGAGUUCAACCCCGAUGAACAUUACGCAAAGGUACAAAGGGUUGACGUUGAAUGGACUACAAGUCAAAGAGAUUUCACAGAUGUGGAUCCCAAAGAGACAGAGCUUCUGAGGUCAUUGAAGGAAAGUGACGUUCCUGUGUUUUUUGGAAAGAUUGUGACUACAAUUGUAGUUUUUGGCUUCUUUAAGAUGGAUAAAUACAAGCGUAUCAUCGAUGCUGUUGAGACAUACAAUCCCCCUGUGAUAAUAGAAUCGAAAGGAUUAUGGAUUGACAUCCCCCCAGUUGCGCUUGAACUAUGCAAGCAAAAGACUCUCAAUAUUGCCGGAGGAAUUCAUGCAGCCCAACACGCCUUAAUGGGUCUUCUUCCGGCUUUCAUUGUUGCUGGCGUAGAUGAAAUUCAAACAGAGUGUAAAGCACCAGAAAAAGAAUUUGCCGAGCGUCAGACUCAACGGAAACGCCCUGCACGCUUAAUUUUCUAUGACUCGAAAGGUGGAAAGCAUGGAUCAGGACUUUCGAUAAAAGCAUUUGAACACAUCGACGUUAUCUUGGAAGGCGCUUUAAAGAGGGUACAGGAGUGUCCCUGUGAUAAUGGCUGCCCUGAUUGUGUGGCUGCAGCAUUCUGUAAAGAGAAUAGUCUGGUAUUGUCAAAACCGGCCUCGUUGAUUAUACUUCACUGCAUAUUGGGCCAUUCACCAUCAAGCUUCAUCGAUGACAUUGAAGAAGGACCGGAGCCCAACUUGCCAGAAAUCAAAAUCGAAACCAUCGUGCCAGCGACGGGUCACGUAAAGUUCUCGCAAGAUUUGCAGAUCAUUGAUGUGAGGACCAUCAAAGGGCAAGCUAGUCCUGUAAAGGUGAAAGAGGAAUCAGUGCCGGAAAUAACGAAAGAGGAGAUUUAG
Messenger RNA from Lachancea sp. 'fantastica', 3270 nucleotides. The record is from the annotation of a GenBank genome assembly. NCBI's taxonomy places the organism in Eukaryota, Fungi, Ascomycota, Saccharomycetes, Saccharomycetales, Saccharomycetaceae.